ACCAACUCAAUCAGCGUCAGAAUGUUUUCUCUUCUGUUUCUUUAUACACUGGCUCAAACUGCAACAUCUGAGACCAACCAUGGUCUGGCAACGAAAGAUUCAAAUCGAGACGAGAUUAGGUGCAAGGAGAAUACUAUCCCGAUAGUCUCCAACAUUAUCACGAGUGAGGACAUGGAAACAGUAUUCGUUAUAUACGAGGACGAGCUGGACGCCUGUGUUAAUGCUCUAAGCGACAGCCUGUCUCACCAUAUAAAAAUACAAUACACGAAGCCAGAUGCGCUCAGUAGACAAAUAAUAUCAGUCAUUGAUGAACUGGCCAAGAAAGAAAACAUCGAAAUGAUGCGACGAACUCUCAACUUCGUCAUCAUCUGUUCUGCCAAAUGCAUUCAAUACUCACUAGCUAUGGGACGUGAACUUGAUGCUAAGGUCGGGAGGAAGUCCGUGAUGAGGCAUUUCUCCAAGUGGAUUGCGCUUCCGAGUGAUGACAGAACCAUCCUAGUUCAAAACCAAACAUUUGAUAACAUUGUGCUUCUCUCACAAAGCCAGGCAAGUGUAAUAGAACGAGACCUUUGA
This is a messenger RNA of Haliotis rufescens (red abalone), 573 nucleotides long. RefSeq lists its product as uncharacterized. The coding region runs from base 22 to 573 and encodes 183 amino acids. The transcript has 4 exons. Lineage: Eukaryota; Metazoa; Mollusca; Gastropoda; Lepetellida; Haliotidae. The record is from RefSeq and is a predicted model, not a curated record.